Messenger RNA from Chrysoperla carnea, 1486 nucleotides. RefSeq lists its product as uncharacterized. The record is from RefSeq and is a predicted model, not a curated record. The transcript has 5 exons. The coding region runs from base 207 to 1463 and encodes 418 amino acids. NCBI's taxonomy places the organism in Eukaryota, Metazoa, Arthropoda, Insecta, Neuroptera, Chrysopidae.
UACACUUCAAUCUUCACUUUUAUUGCAUUGUAAUUUUUAUGAAUGGUAAUAAUUAUUGGAUUAAAUCGAAAUGUAUGCAACGUAACCGAUCAGCCGUAAUAAUAAGUUAAUCAAGCACAAAAAUUGGAUCAACAAAACAAACUCAUUUGUACAUCUAUUUUUCUAUCUUCUCCAAGAAAUAAAAAUAAAACACAAAAUCUCAAAUCAUGUCAAAUACAUUGGAAGAAAAAUUUGAGAAAAUGGAUCCACAAGAAACAAUAUUAAAAUCAUCAUUUAAAAUGGAUAAAAAAAUUACAAAAAUUGAUGAACAACUAUCAGGAGUGAAUCAUGAUUUGAAUAAUGUACUUAAUAAAAAUAAUCCAUCAGACCUUAGUGACAUAAGUGAUAUAUUAAAAUAUGAAACAGCAUCGAUAACUAACGAGAGUUGUGCUGGUACAAGUGGAUUUAAUGGUGGCGCCACAAGUAGUGGCGGUGGAAGAUUUAUCGAUAGUAAUAGUAGUAAUAAUGGACCAGUAUCACGUAAACAAUUACGUUUUCCAGAUGAUUAUGAUGAUUACGAAGAUGAUGAUUCGAUUAAUAAUUUUGCUACAGAUGGUGUGCAUAAAACAUUAUCGAUGACAAAUCGUUAUGAUCCUGAUGAGGCAUCAACAGAUACGCUGCAUCAGCAACGUUCAUCGAUAUGCAAUAUAUCGAUACAUUCACAGGCUAUGGGUGGUAGCGCUGGUAUUGAUAUUCCUAGUACAGCAUCUGAAUCAGGUACAAAAGGAUCGAAGGCUUUUACAAAUAAUACAACAUCGAUAUCAUCAUCGACUAUAUCAUCAUCGGAUCAAAAUAAUCGACAACAAUGUUCAUUAGCUGCAGCUGGUACAAGUGAAAGAAACGAUUACAAUUUUUUGGUUAAAAGUAUAUCACAAAUAGAAAAUUUCUCAACAAUAGCAAAUCAUAACAAUAACAAGAGAACAGAGCCAUUAAAUCAUAGUGCCUCACAACCAGAUAACUUAUCAACAUAUUUCAUAAAUGAUAACAAUAAUAAUAAUAAUACUACGGUAUCCUCAUUACAUUCAACAAUGGAAGCCAUAUUAAAUGUACAUCGUACACAACAAUACUAUACAACUAAUUCAGAUUUGGAACCGUUUAAUAACAAUCAAAAAUCAAUAUUAACAAUACAUCCACAAUAUCGUUUAUUAGUAAGUGAUACAAAUUCACCAGCAAUCAUUGAAUCAACAAUAUAUGGUAACAAUGGACAUCCAGAACAAUUAAUAACACAACAAUUAAAUAAUGAGUAUCCAAUCUUGUCAAGACAUUCAUCAACAGAAACCAUACAAAGUAAAUUAUCUGCAAUGCAAUUAAAUGAAUACACAGUGAUGGGAACAUUAUCCUCAAAUGUCUCCCAACAACAGACGAAUAAAGAAGAAAAAUUAAAUGGCAAGGAAUCAAAUUGUAUGUUUACAAUGAAAUCUUAAUAUGUUUCUUAAUAAUUUUUUUG